AUGCAGCUGGAGCACUGCCUCUCUCCGUCUAUCAUGCUCUCCAAGAAAUUUCUCAAUGUGAGCAGCAGCUACCCACAUUCGGGCGGAUCUGAGCUUGUCUUGCACGAUCAUCCCAUUAUCUCGACCACUGACAACCUGGAGAGAAGUUCACCUUUGAAAAAAAUUACCAGGGGGAUGACGAAUCAGUCAGAUCCAGACAAUUUUCCUGACUCCAAGGACUCACCAGGGGACGUCCAGAGAAGUAAACUCUCUCCUGUCUUGGACGGGGUCUCUGAGCUUCGUCACAGUUUCGAUGGCUCUGCUGCAGAUCGUUACCUCCUCUCUCAGUCCAGCCAGCCACAGUCUGCGGCCACUGCUCCCAGUGCCAUGUUCCCGUACCCCGGCCAGCACGGACCGGCGCAUCCCGCCUUCUCCAUCGGUAGCCCUAGCCGCUACAUGGCCCACCACCCGGUUAUCACCAACGGAGCUUACAACAGCCUGCUGUCCAACUCCUCGCCGCAGGGCUACCCCACAGCCGGCUACCCCUACCCACAGCAGUACGGCCACUCCUACCAAGGAGCUCCGUUCUACCAGUUCUCUUCCACUCAGCCCGGGUUGGUGCCGGGCAAGGCGCAGGUAUACCUGUGCAACAGGCCACUUUGGCUGAAAUUUCAUCGGCAUCAAACGGAGAUGAUCAUCACUAAACAGGGAAGGCGCAUGUUUCCCUUUUUGAGUUUUAACAUUUCUGGUCUCGAUCCCACCGCUCAUUACAAUAUUUUUGUGGAUGUGAUUUUGGCGGAUCCCAAUCACUGGAGGUUUCAAGGAGGCAAAUGGGUUCCUUGUGGCAAAGCGGACACCAAUGUGCAAGGAAACCGGGUCUAUAUGCAUCCCGAUUCCCCCAACACUGGGGCUCACUGGAUGCGGCAAGAAAUCUCUUUUGGAAAACUAAAGCUGACCAACAACAAGGGAGCAUCAAACAACAAUGGGCAGAUGGUGGUUUUACAGUCCCUGCACAAGUACCAACCUCGUCUGCACGUGGUAGAAGUGAACGAGGAUGGCACAGAGGACACCAGCCAGCCAGGCCGCGUCCAGACGUUCACUUUCCCGGAGACUCAGUUCAUCGCUGUCACCGCCUACCAGAACACCGAUAUUACACAACUAAAAAUAGAUCACAACCCCUUUGCAAAAGGAUUUCGAGAUAAUUAUGACACGAUCUACACGGGCUGCGACAUGGACCGCCUGACCCCCUCGCCCAACGACUCUCCGCGCUCGCAGAUCGUGCCCGGCGCCCGCUACGCCAUGGCCGGCUCUUUCCUGCAGGACCAGUUCGUGAGCAACUACGCCAAGGCCCGCUUCCACCCGGGCGCCGGCGCGGGCCCCGGGCCGGGCACGGACCGCAGCGUGCCGCACACCAACGGGCUGCUGUCGCCGCAGCAGGCCGAGGACCCGGGCGCGCCGUCGCCGCAGCGCUGGUUCGUGACGCCGGCCAACAACCGGCUGGACUUCGCGGCCUCGGCCUACGACACGGCCACGGACUUCGCGGGCAACGCGGCCACGCUGCUGUCGUACGCAGCCGCCGGGGUGAAGGCGCUGCCGCUGCAGGCCGCGGGCUGCACGGGCCGCCCGCUCGGCUACUACGCCGACCCCUCGGGCUGGGGCGCUCGCAGCCCCCCGCAGUACUGCGGCGCCAAGUCGGGCUCCGUGCUGCCCUGCUGGCCCAACAGCGCCGCGGCGGCCGCGCGCAUGGCCGGCGCCAACCCCUACCUGGGCGAGGAGGCCGAGGGCCUGGCGGCCGAGCGCUCGCCCCUGGCGCCCGCCGCCACCGACGACGCCAAGCCCAAGGACCUGUCCGACUCCAGCUGGAUCGAGACGCCCUCGUCCAUCAAGUCCAUCGACUCGAGCGACUCGGGCAUCUACGAGCAGGCCAAGCGGAGGCGGAUCUCUCCCGCCGACACGCCGGUGUCUGAGAGCUCGUCCCCGCUCAAGAGCGAGGUGCUGGCCCAGCGGGACUGCGAGAAGAACUGCGCCAAGGACAUAGGCGGCUACUACGGCUUCUACUCGCACAGCUAG
Molecule: messenger RNA, 2049 nt
Organism: Arvicola amphibius (Eurasian water vole)
Lineage: Eukaryota; Metazoa; Chordata; Mammalia; Rodentia; Cricetidae
Gene: Tbr1
Product: T-box brain transcription factor 1
Exons: 6
Coding region: 1-2049 (682 amino acids)
Biological process (GO): cell fate specification; regulation of neuron projection development; commitment of neuronal cell to specific neuron type in forebrain
Cellular component (GO): nucleus
Molecular function (GO): DNA-binding transcription factor activity, RNA polymerase II-specific; RNA polymerase II cis-regulatory region sequence-specific DNA binding
Source: RefSeq, a predicted model, not a curated record